Molecule: messenger RNA, 837 nt
Organism: Acanthosepion pharaonis
Lineage: Eukaryota; Metazoa; Mollusca; Cephalopoda; Sepiida; Sepiidae
Source: the annotation of a GenBank genome assembly
AUGUAUCUAUCGUUAUAUCUGACUCUCUCUCUCAGUCUGUCUAUCGAUCAAUCUAUUUGCGUCUUUUUUUAUAUCUAUCUAUCUAUCUAUCUAUCUAUCUAUCUAUCUAUCUAUCUAUCUCCCUUUUCAUUUUCCAAUCUAGCUAGCUCAAUCCUUUUUCAUGUAUCUAUCGUUAUAUCUGACUCUCUCUCAGUCUGUCUAUCGAUCAAUCUAUUUGCGUCUUUUUCAUAUCUAUCUAUCUAUCUAUCUAUCUAUCUAUCUAUAUCUAUCUAUCUCUAUCUAUCUCCAAUCUUCUCAAUCCUUUUCAUGUAUCUAUCAAUCUACUCUCUCUCAGUCUGUCUAUCGAUCAAUCUUUUGUCUUUUUCAUGUAUCUAUCGUUAUCUAUCUAUCUAUCUAUCUCUCUCUUUUCUGUCUCCAAUCGAUCAAAUCUAUUAUCGUUAUAUCGUCUCUUUCAGUCUGUCUAUCGAUCAAUCUAUUUGCGUCUUUCUAUCUAUCUAUCUAUCUAUCUAUCUAUCUAUCUAUCCUUUUUUUUCCAAUCUAGCUAGCUCAAUUUUUUUUCAUGUAUCUAUCGUUAUAUCUGACUCUCUCUCAGUCUGUCUAUCAUCAAUCUAUUUGCGUCUUUUAUAUCUAUCUAUCUAUCUAUCUAUCUAUCUAUCUAUCUAUCUAUCUAUCUAUCUCCUUUUCUUUUUCCAAUCUAUCUAUCCUUUUCAUCUAUCUAUCUAUCUGACUCUCUCUCAGUCUAUCUAUCUCAAUCUAUUUCUCUUUUUUAUCUAUUUUAUCUAUCUAUCUAUCUAUCUAUCUAUCUAUCUAUUAUCUCCUUUUCAUUUUCCAAUCUAG